AUGCCUCCAGCCGCUACGGCGAAGCGGGUGUUUUGUAUCAUCUGCACAUCUGAAAAGGGCAAUGCUAUGGCUGACUCUGGAGGGAAGACAGCAAUUGGGUCUCGAACUCACCCUAACCCCGAAGUCCUGCCGGACCCCGAUCUCGACUCCGAUCCCGACACCCAUCGCUUCGGCUCUUGUGAUUCUGAUCCUGAUCCUGAUCCUGAUAUGACACCCAUAGCUUUGGCGGUACGGUAUAUGGUGGCUUGUCGUAUGACAUGUAUGCUUCAAGGGUGGCUUGCUUGUACGAUGGAAGCAAUCCAAGAGUUCAGGCUCGAAGAAGACGGUCAUGUCUUGAAUGCCUCGAAUUUAUUUAUACUCGGGCCUUCGAUCAACAAUUUUUGCUUAAAUACUGGGAAACUCAGUUACAAACAACCAAAUCUCACUUUAAACAGCAAUGUCUGA
Messenger RNA from Pyricularia oryzae 70-15, 444 nucleotides. RefSeq lists its product as uncharacterized. NCBI's taxonomy places the organism in Eukaryota, Fungi, Ascomycota, Sordariomycetes, Magnaporthales, Pyriculariaceae. Bases 1 to 444 code for a protein of 147 amino acids. The transcript has 4 exons. The record is from RefSeq and is a predicted model, not a curated record.